CCAGCCCGGCCGCGGACCGCCUGCAAGGAAGCCGCUCCGGGGGCCGCCGAGUCCACAGGUUAACGCCAUUGUUUGGAGAAAUCCAGUGGGUGUGGAACUGGGGCCGGUGGGCCCAAAGUCCUGCUUACCCAGAAAGUCGAAUAUUAUACUACGAAGUUAAACGUUCCUCGUCUCUGGACAAAACAAUUACCCUGCGGUCGCUGGAAGAUCAGAAGGAAAGCUGCUGAUUUGCAUCAACUUCCCACCGUCUCCUCUGCUGAGAAGUGAAUGGUUCUCCCGGAUUUCUAAAUGGAUGGGGAUGAAAGACAGGAUUAGAAAGGAAGUUUGGUGGCGGUGAGGAGGGACGAGAGUGAUCUGGCGAUGGACCACUCUAAAUCGCAUCCAGUAGAUUCUUCCUAGACAGCCAUGAGUCAGCCACCGACCGGGGGCGCUGCCCCCGCCACAGCCGCAGCUUCCGCUGCCACCGCCGCCACCGAGGCUCGCCUGCACCCGGAGGGCAGCAGCAGAAAGCAGCAGCGAGCUCAAUCACCCGCUAGACUGAGGGACAAUACGGUCCGACAGGCCACAGCAGCUACCCGGUCCCCGGUGGGGGCAGGCACUAAACUCAAUUCUGUUCGGCAGCAGCAAUUGCAGCAGCAGCAGCAGCAGCAGGGCAACAAGACCGCGGGCCGCGCGGUGCCUGGGGCCAGCAGCCGAGGAGGCGCAGGCGGAGGCGGGGCGGAGAAGGCGGCGCCCCCGGCUCCCAAAGGGGCUGUGCCGGGAGCUGUCCAGCCCGCGGCUGGUGCUGAAGCGGCCCCCGCGGCAACCCUGGCCCCGGUGGGCGGCCGGAGGCUUGGCCCCACAGAGGAGCCGCCGGGGAACCUAGAGCCCGGGUCCUCUAAACUCGGGGAACCCCCUCCGCUCGGGGAAGAAGGAGGAGGGGGUGGGGAAGUAGGAGGAGCCGGCAGCGGCUCUGGGGAAAGGGAGGGGGGCGCUCCGCAGCAGCCCGCGAGCGGCGGCGGCAUGCGGGCGGCGGCGCCCCCUCCCUCGCAGCCGCACCCGCACCCGCAGCAGAGCCAGGAGCAGGAAGAAAUGCAGGAGGAGAUGGAGAAGCUGCGAGAGGAAAACGAGACUCUCAAGAACGAGAUCGACGAGCUGAGGACCGAGAUGGACGAAAUGAGGGACAGCUUCUUCGAAGAGGAUGCCUGCCAGCUGCAGGAAAUGCGCCACGAGUUGGAGAGAGCCAACAAGAACUGCCGGAUCCUGCAGUACCGCCUCCGCAAAGCCGAGCGCAAGAGGCUCCGCUACGCGCAGACCGGCGAGAUCGACGGGGAGCUGGCUAGCCUCCCUGUUGCAAAGGAUGUAUCUGUGAGACUUCACCAUGAAUUGGAAAAUGUGGAAGAAAAGAGAACGACAACAGAAGAUGAAAAUGAGAAACUGAGGCAGCAGCUUAUAGAAGUUGAGAUUGCAAAGCAAGCUUUACAGAAUGAACUGGAAAAAAUGAAGGAGCUCUCCUUAAAAAGAAGAGGAAGCAAAGAUUUACCAAAAUCUGAAAAAAAGACUCAACAGACUCCCACAGAGGAGGACAAUGAAGAUCUGAAAUGCCAGCUGCAGUUCGUGAAAGAAGAAGCUGCUCUGAUGAGAAAGAAAAUGGCCAAGAUUGACAAAGAGAAGGACCGCUUUGAGCACGAGCUGCAGAAGUACCGGUCCUUUUAUGGGGAUCUGGACAGUCCUUUGCCCAAAGGAGAGGCGGGGGGCCCUCCCAGCACCAGGGAGGCCGAGCUCAAGCUGCGGCUGAGGCUGGUGGAGGAAGAAGCCAACAUCCUGGGCAGGAAAAUCGUGGAGCUGGAGGUGGAGAACAGAGGCCUCAAGGCGGAACUGGACGACCUGAGGGGCGAAGACUUCAAUGGCUCGGCCAACCCGCUCAUGAGGGAGCAGAGCGAAUCCCUGUCGGAGCUGCGGCAGCACCUGCAGCUGGUGGAAGACGAGACCGAGCUGCUGCGCAGGAACGUGGCCGACCUGGAGGAGCAGAACAAGCGCAUCACGGCCGAGCUCAACAAGUACAAGUUCAAGUCCGGCGGCCACGAGAGCGCGCGGCACCAGGACAGCGCCAAGACCGAGGCGCUGCAGGAGGAGCUGAAGGCGGCGCGCCUGCAGAUCAACGAGCUGAGCGGCAAGGUCAUGCAGCUGCAGUACGAGAACCGCGUGCUCAUGUCCAACAUGCAGCGCUACGACCUGGCCUCCUUCUCCGACCGGCAGCAGAUGAAGGACAUCCGCUCCGAGGCCGAGCGCCUGGGCAAGACCAUCGACCGGCUCAUCGCCGACACGAGCACCAUCAUCACCGAGGCGCGCAUCUACGUGGCCAACGGGGACCUGUUCGGACUGAUGGACGAGGAGGACGACGGCAGCCGCAUCCGGGAGCACGAGCUGCUCUACCGCAUCAACGCGCAGAUGAAGGCCUUCCGCAAGGAGCUGCAGACCUUCAUCGACCGCCUGGAGGUGCCCAAGUCCGCGGACGACCGUGGUGCCGAGGAACCCAUAUCUGUGAGUCAGAUGUUCCAGCCUAUCAUUUUACUUAUCCUCAUUCUUGUAUUAUUUUCAUCACUUUCUUACACAACAAUAUUUAAACUUGUCUUCCUUUUUACGCUGUUUUUUGUACUGUAAAUAUUUCAUCAUUUAUCAUUCAUUGUAGUAUUUUCAGUUUGUUUAUUUUGUUCAUCCUUCAAGACAAGAAGUAAAAGAAGUAUAAUUUCUGUAGUAACCAAUGCUAUAAAAACACUGAAGACUGCUUAAUUUCUUUAAAAGACCCAUCUCACCACUACCAAAUUCAGUAAGAAGCCCAGGGACUAAAAUAUUUCAGGCUGCUCUGUAGACAUCCGGGGUCCAGUGAGCGUCCUUUCCCUGCAUCACUGGCCACAGGCUUGCGAAGAGAAGUGAACAAAGACAGUCCCCAGAACCUCAGAAAGAAUUCCCGGUAUCUUCGUCCUCUCCCCUUUCAUCCUGUCACUUCUAUGACAGUAUCUUUAUUGUGUAAAGCGUGUUCUAAAACAGGAACACCCAGGCUUCUUUGUUCAUCAGGAGAACAAAAUCCCUGAAUGAUUUAGACAAAGAAUCCUCCCCUAUUUGCACUUUGAAGCUGUGCUAUUUAAACAUCACAUUGAAAAUAAAUUCAAACAAACCAGUCUUAUUGUAGAAAAUGUC
This is a messenger RNA of Myotis davidii, 3180 nucleotides long. RefSeq names its product SOGA family member 3 (gene MTCL3). The transcript has 12 exons. The record is from RefSeq and is a predicted model, not a curated record. Bases 406 to 2643 code for a protein of 745 amino acids. Gene Ontology annotation, biological process: regulation of autophagy. Lineage: Eukaryota; Metazoa; Chordata; Mammalia; Chiroptera; Vespertilionidae.